ACAUGCAAAACAAACUGAUGGCUAGCCUGGGGAAGAAAAUCCGUUCUAGUUCUAGUCGCAGUACGUACUAGCUAGCUAGGGAUGGAAGGAGGUUUGCUGGCCAAUAAUCCAUCAUCAUAUGCACUUCUAUGUUGUGUUACGGUGGGGAUUGCAUGGUUACUUCACUGGGUUUACAGAUGGGUGUGUCCCCCAUGCAAGGGGAGACUUCCUCCUGGCUCCAUGGGCUUCCCCGUUAUUGGCGAGACGCUCCAAUACAUGAAACUUAGCCCUUCUAUCGACAUCCCGAGCUUCUUCCGCCAACGACUGAAGAGUUGCUAUAUAUAUAGGUACGGCCCCAUGUUCAAGACCUGCCUGGCGGGGCAGCCUAUCGUGGUUUCCCUUGAUCCAGAGUUGAACCGGUUCAUCUUCCAGCAAGAGGGCAAGUUGUUCCGAAUUUGGUACCCGCAGACAGCAAACACAAUAUUCGGCAAGAAGAGCAUCACCACAUUCACAGGUCCCGUCCACAAGUUCAUCCGCAGUUUUGCGUCCAAGCUUUUUGGCCCUGAAAACAUCAAGGAAUCGCUCAUCCAUGAGCUAGAGGAUGCCAUGAAGCAGCACUUCGCAGCAUGGGCUGCCAAGCCUAGCGUCGAGGUGAACGAUGCCAUCGCAGAUAUGAUUUUUGGUCUUGUGGCCAAGAAGAUCAUCGGCAUCGCUCCUGAGGAGUCAAAAGAGUUGAGGAAGUAUUACGAUGACUUCUUCAAUGGGGUGCUAUGUUUCCCCAUAUACUUUCCUGGGACUACAUUUUACAAGUGCAUGAAGGGGAAGAGAAAUGUGGAACAAAAAUUGACUCAACUCCUGAAGCAUAGGCUAAGUACACCUGAGAAGAAACACGGCGACCUUCUUGACCUCCUUGUUGAAGAACUACGAAGUGAAAAGCCACUGAUAGAUGAGGUUUUUGCUAUAGAUACAUUAUCUGGGCUCUUGUUUGGCAGCUUCGUAACGAUAUCAGGAACCCUCACCGUAGGACUUAAGUUGCUCAAAGACAACCCUGAAGUUGUCGAAACGCUCAAGGAGGAGCACGAAGCAAUAUUGAAGAAACGAGAAGACAGGAAUUCUGGGUUCACAUGGCAGGAGUACAAGUCCAUGACAUUCACUGCUCAGGUUAUGAAUGAGAUUACAAGGAUCAGUAAUAUUGCACCUGGAAUUUUCAGGAAAACUCUAACAGAUGUGCAAGUGAAUGGCUACACAAUCCCUGCCGGGUGGCUAGUUAUGAUUAGCCCUAUGGUGGGUCAUCUAAACCCAACGCUAUUUGAGGAUCCACUCAAAUUCAAUCCAGGGAGGUGGACGACACAGGACAAGGAAAAACAAAGCAUUCAGCAGAGGAAUUUGAUGCCAUUUGGAGGAGGCAUAAGGCUUUGUCUUGGGGCAGAGUUUGCCAAGCUUUUCAUUUCACUUUUCCUCUACGUUCUAGUGCCAAACUACAGAUGGAUUGAGAUAAAAGGAGGAGAAGUAUCACGCGUUGGGGAGAUGGUGGUUCCUCACGGCUAUCAUAUCCAACUCCUUCCUAGGACCUAAGAUAAUUUAUCUACAGUUUCCACCGUGCAUAUUUGAGCUUUGAUCCAUCCAAUAACUAGUGUAACGAGAGAGUGUGAGGUUAACACUUUCUUUCUUGCUGUAUAUCAAGUGUGUUUGAGAACACAUUUUAUGCUUUUCCUCCCUAAUUUGUGUGUAUGUCUAAAUAAAGGGGAGCAGCUAAUGCACGGCUGCCCGUGCUAUUAUCAUGCUGCACACUCCAUUUCCAGAAAGCAUAUAUAUCUUCACCGGUUAAUUAGCGAUCUUUCCUAUUUU
Messenger RNA from Sorghum bicolor (sorghum), 1827 nucleotides. RefSeq names its product cytochrome P450 87A3-like. Gene Ontology annotation, biological process: sterol metabolic process. The coding region runs from base 82 to 1554 and encodes 490 amino acids. Gene Ontology annotation, molecular function: oxidoreductase activity, acting on paired donors, with incorporation or reduction of molecular oxygen; iron ion binding; monooxygenase activity. The record is from RefSeq and is a predicted model, not a curated record. The transcript has 9 exons. NCBI's taxonomy places the organism in Eukaryota, Viridiplantae, Streptophyta, Magnoliopsida, Poales, Poaceae.